Zonotrichia albicollis (white-throated sparrow) is the source of this 6586-nucleotide messenger RNA. The record is from RefSeq and is a predicted model, not a curated record. NCBI's taxonomy places the organism in Eukaryota, Metazoa, Chordata, Aves, Passeriformes, Passerellidae.
ACUUUUUUUUUUUCAUUUUAUCAAUCCAACCAUGGAGUUAGCUAUACUUAAACAACUCAACAUGUGCUUAUGUAACAGAUCACUGAUGACUAUGUUUAUUAAAGAUAAAAAGAGCAAGGAGGAUAUAAUCCAGUCACCAACAGACUGGAAACACCCUGCUGCUCCAGAUAUUUCCGUGGUGCUCCAAGUUACGUUGUAAAAUCAUUUCCCUGUUGGUCCUAUCUACCAACUGCUUGCUGACAUCACCAAUAAUUUAGCCUUGCAGACAUCCAUAAUAAUGAAACACUUUUCUUCUUCUUAACAGCUAUGCUUGCUUUCAGACUUAUGCUUCUGUAUUUUUCUUUCCUUCCAGGUAACGCAUUUGUGGUGAGCCUAGCUUUGGCUGAUCUGGUGGUGGCCUUGUAUCCAUACCCGCUGGUGCUCUUAGCUAUUUUCCGCAAUGGAUGGACACUGGGUGAAACACACUGUAAAGCCAGUGGCUUUGUGAUGGGACUAAGUGUAAUAGGCUCUAUUUUCAACAUCACUGCAAUUGCAAUAAACAGAUAUUGCUACAUAUGUCACAGUUUUGCCUAUGACAAAGUGUACAGCUGUUGGAAUACAAUGUUGUACGUCUCCUUAGUCUGGAUAUUAACAGUAAUUGCAACUGUGCCAAAUUUUUUUGUUGGCUCUUUGAAGUAUGAUCCACGCAUCUAUUCAUGCACGUUUGUCCAAACUGCCAGCUCCUACUACACAAUAGCUGUGGUGGUCAUUCACUUCAUCGUCCCUAUCACCAUUGUCAGCUUCUGCUACCUUCGAAUUUGGGUUUUAGUGCUUCAAGUUCGAAGACGAGUCAAGUCAGAAACAAAGCCAAGAUUGAAGCCAAGUGACUUCAGAAACUUUCUUACCAUGUUUGUUGUUUUUGUGAUUUUUGCCUUUUGCUGGGCACCUCUAAACUUCAUUGGACUGGCUGUAGCCAUUGAUCCUACGGAAAUGGCACCAAAAGUUCCUGAAUGGUUAUUCAUUAUAAGUUACUUAAUGGCCUAUUUCAACAGCUGCCUUAAUGCAAUAAUAUAUGGUCUUCUUAAUCAGAAUUUUCGGAAUGAAUAUAAGCGAAUUUUAAUGUCACUGUGGAUGCCAAGGCUUUUCUUCCAGGACACAUCCAAAGGGGGAACUGAUGGCCAGAAGAGCAAGCCUUCUCCGGCUUUAAACAACAAUAACCAAAUGAAAACUGAAACCUUGUAAAUGUGUAAUAGUCAAUGCAAGAGUUUGUCAUGGAGAAAACCAAGAUCAUAGUUGUAAUGUUCUGGUCAUUCCUGCUUAAUUUUGGGGAGUUUCCACUUGGAUCACACUUUAUGACUGGAAUACUGUCUUCAUAGUAAAGCACAUUGCUCUGGAUUAGUGAUUUAUACAAGAUAAUAAUUGAAAAGAUGUUUCAGAAUUAAAGCAGCAGGUGGGUGCAGGCUGUUUUAGUUCUCAGAGCUGAAUCCUGUUUCCAGACAUAUGAAUGAGGUAUUUUUUUACUUCUGCGGGAGUUUUGCAUUCUUUAUACAAGACCAGGAUUCGUUUCUUUGAAGUUGUAGUGAGUCUAUGUGUUCAUCAGAGCUCAUCAAAGCUCUGGAGUGGUAUUUUCCUCCCUUCUGUGUCUGAACAGAGGGUGAGACAAACGCUAUUUUUCACAUGUAAGCCAAACAUUGCAUUUCUGUGACAAUAAUGGAGUCUUUGAAUCCAAUUUGUAAACUGGAGAGAAGACUAUUUGUGUAAAAGUGAAUAUUAACAUUAGAGACUUUCCUCACAGGUUCUUCAUACUUACAUACAUUGAGAAUGGGAAUAUGCUGUGUCUACUCGCUUCAUCUUUUGUGGUUAAUUUUAUGGUAGAUAAUGUAAUUGGUUGAUUUCUCACAGAUUUACCUUACACAAUAUUCUUCCCUUAGAAAAGAUUGAAUUUUCAUUGAACUUAUUUUAUUCACCAAAAUACCUAUAUAAAAUGUCAUUUGAUGCACUUUCGCACACCUUACACAUUUGAGACAGACUGGAAAUUACAGCAUGUGACCUGUGAUCAUCUGUACUGGCAACUGAACACAGACAGGGUAUCCUAGGUCAUCUCAAAUGAUGCUAGACCAAAAGAAGAAGCCCGUUUGACUAAUGGUAGCUGAUAAACUCAACUCACGUCUACAUCUAAUCUCGAACAAAACCCACUGCUGGUGUCUAACCUACGACAACCUUCAGGGUUCCCUGUAGUGGAGAUAUGUUUCCUUCCAUCUGUGAUGAUAAACACACAUCCAAGGAUAAGAUUAAUUGCUUUGUGGAGGUGCUGGUCUCCUUUCACUGACUUUAAAAGCAGCUUUGAUUAAUAGUUCAAACACCUAAUUUUGGAUAGCUAGAGAGGGAUUUAUCUUGCUUAAUUUGGGAUGAACCCAGUGUAUAUGUUUGCACACAAUCCAUUUUCUAAAUGCUCACAGUAGUUCUUAGAGUCCUAGGAAAUUAUUCCUUUUCUUUUGAAACAGAUAUUUUUAUUGAUCAGGGGAGCUAUCAGCAGAACUCAGUAACUGUACCUUUACUGACUCUUAAAAAGAUCAAGUUGCUCACACACACACAUUUCAGGCAAGGACAGGUCAUCUUAAUUCCAUAAAUAAUUUACCUACACUUCAUAUUUGCAGUUCAUAAAAUAAAAGAUUAUUUUCUGCUUUAUUUUUAAACACAGCUCAAAUUCUAACUGGAUUUCUGCUCUUCCAGGUAACAAAUUGUAACAGUGACUGUGCAGAUCAGAUUACAAUUUGGGUUGUACUCCAGAGCAUCAUAGUAAUUUACACAAUGUGGUUGUCCUAUCUCAAAAUCAGACUAGGAUCUGUGCACAAGCCCACAGUCAAUGAGCUUAUUUUAACAUGAGGCUUGAAAUGCACAUUGCUCUUAGCAUUUCUUAGCAAUGCUGUUCAGGGUAGAUGAGCUAGGUUUCUGGUAAAUCCAUGUCAGGGAUUGAAAUGGAACAAUGAGGAAUUCAGGUUGCUAUUACAUUCCAGAUUUCCUGACCUGGCUAUAAUGAAAAAUAGUUCUGCAGUAAUAUUAAUUUGUACAGCCGAUAUACUCCUUCUGAAGCCAUAAAGAUGUAUUAAACACCACCCUUGUAUUGCUAGAGUGAUAGAAAAAUAUCAAAGAACCACAGUAUUUUAAAUGUUCUGUUAGCUUGUCAAAAGCCUAUGUAAAGUACAGCAAAGUAACACAUGUGAAUAUUAUUUUAGCUGCUUUCAUGUUCUUCACAUGAUUUCUGAUAAUCUCAGAAGUCCAGCACCCUCAGCUCAUACAGUGAUAAGCUGAUAAGAAGAUGAAAACUUUGUGCAUAGGGAUAAUGAAGGCAUGGGACAAAUAUAACCUCGUGGCAGAAAAUAAAAAUACUGUGGCUAAAAGUAGCAAUCAUUAAUAAGUAGGUCUUACCUGAAACGUAAUUUUCUAAGUCUGAAUCAAUUUUGAUAGGUAUUGUCUUUUUCCAUGAUGUCCACAGCAAGAUAUAGAACACAAAAUCAACAUACAUAUAUAUCUACACAGUAAAUGAGAAGUUUUGAAAGUCUCUGAAACUUGUAAGAAAGCAUAUAAUAUUUGAUUCCUGACAGUCUAGCUUUUUCUGACUUCUCUGAGUAGUCAAAAUUGUGAUUUGAAAGUCAAAAUUGUUUGUCUGGCUUAUUGGUGAACUAUUAUUAGAAAUAAGUUGAUAGACCUUGGUUUAUCUCUCACUGGAAUAAGUCAGAAUAGAGUCCAAAAACAAUUGGUUUAGCUCCAUAAAAUAAAUGUAAAUGUUAGAACCAUUUCUUUGGCCAGAAAAAUGAGCUGCUAUUGCUCUCAAUACUCAUGAGGAGCAAACUUGAAAUUUGUAUAAAGUCAUUUUGCAAAUUUUAUCUGCUCUUUAAAAAUUAAAUAUCAUUUUCAGAAUCCUUGUUCUGAUAUGUUCCCAACUAUCCUAAAUUAAGCUCACACAAAUAAUUGAAUAGAAUCACUGAGACGUAGAAUGGCCUGGUUUGGAAGAAACUAGAAAGAUCAUUUUGCCUCUGCCACUCUGACCCAGUCAGGGACACAGCAUUACCUGGAAGGGGCCCUGCACUGUAUGGUAGUUGCAAAGCCAAUUUGCUAUUAUUGUGCCAGGUACUGCUACUUGUUGAGUCCUGAUGUAUGGAAAAUAACUCAUGCUUGUUAUAAUAUAUGUAUAAAACAACUCAUGCUUUGUAGUAAUACAUGGUAUAAAAACUAUUAAAAAUAGUUUUUUAUACCAUGUAUUACUACAAAGUACUGCAUUUUAGUUGACCCGGAAAUCAAUCAAAUCCAUAAAAUACAAUUUUUUAAGUCAAUCAAAUGCAAAAAAAUUAUAUUUAGAUAACUAAAUGUGGCUCUCAAUGAUAAAAAGUUUUUUGUGUAGAAAUGUAUAUUUCUACCUAUAUUUCUAUCAGCAGCCUUAAAUUAGUUUUCUCCCUUUUCUUACUUUAAUUCAAAAUCCAUUUUCCCAAAGUGAAGUUUGAAGGAAAACUCUAUAAAUGCACUAUCAAGAGAGUUGAUAUGGUUAUAGCAUGAUUUGAAAGUAUAGUCAGGAAGAACAUAUCAGCUCUGAACAGAUUUAUGUGUGUUUGAGGAAAUUGUUACUUUUGUUAUAUAAAAGUAUUUACACCAGCAUAUCUGAUAUAGGCACUUUAAGAAAAAAGAGGAAAAAAAGUCAGGUAGACCCUAUGUCCUGCACAAGGUAACUAGUGAAGGAAAAACUAGGACCUCAGGGAAAAAGUCUGUUUCCAGAAAAUGUGGAGUGUUUUCAAACCUUUAGUGUUACCUUGAUUAAAAACUGUUGUAUUUUAUGUUAAUUAAAAGAAGUAAAUGUAUUCUAGAACUGUUCUUACAAUAGAUUUCAGAUUAGAAAAAAUCUUACUCCCAUGUAGAUGGGUGAAGACCAGUUGUAAAUUCUGUUACGGUAAAGAGAGAAGUGGAGGUCUGGUAAAGUCUAAAUGAGACUGAAACAAUGCAUUAAUCUUAUCCUGUCUCUCUGUGCUAGUGAAAAUAUCAGUCUCAAGGAAGAAUUAAAACUAAAGGCACAGUCCUAUUAAUGUUGACUUUGAUGAGAUUUCUCAUUAAAUUAUUGACUGAAUGGAAUAAUUCUGCCUGGCUCAUUCUCAGGAGCAGAAACACCUUUCUGUCUCUCCACUUCUUCCUUCAAGAACGUACUUGGAUAAAAAUUAUUGUUUUCAUUUCCCAAUUGUAUUUUAAUGAAUUGAACCAGUCUGGGAAUUUGCCAAUGAAUAAAUAUAUAUGGAAGAUUGUAUAUAUUUCUUAAUAUGUAUAUAAAACAGUUUUGGUCAUCAGAACAAUUUGUUGCACUUAAAGAUGCUUACAGAUUUAAUGGAAAAUGAGGGAGACAAUUUAUUUUCAUUCAUCUAUUGAAAUGUUGCUAGUUUAACUGGAUCUUGCACAUCAUUAUUAUCUAUAACAAUAAAUCAAUAUUUUACCUCACGUUACAAUGACCAUGCAGUGACACCACUAUGAAUGUCAGCUGCAGGACACACAACUGGUUCCUGUUCAUUGUCUUGUUAGUAACACCUUCAUCUGACUAAUAAGAUUAUUUUUUCAGUCUAUAUUUAUAAAUACUUUUGUGGCAUAAAAUUACUCCAGGUUAAGAACACGAAGGAGCUGUGAAAAGUUGGGCACUCCUAAUUUGACUGGAGUUGGAGGUUAAACCUGGACGUGAUGCACUCUGUGACCCUCUGGACUCGGUCACAGAGGUGGAACAGUCCCAUUCACCAACUGUAGAGACUCUUGUGUUAAGCCCUGCGGGUUUUACUCCUUGUGGAUAGCUGGGAAGGUCCUAUGGAAUGUUGCUGUGUUUCACUCACAGAACAAGUUAAUCUCAUGGCAUUGCACAGGCAAAACUCCAAAUAGCUCAGUGGCUGCAGAAUGAAGCCUCGAAACUGCAGCAUAAAAAGAGAAUUCCUCUUUGGUACAAAGAAGUAGAGCUGACCACAAUAACAGCAUUUUAAAAAAUAAUAUUUUGUGCCUGUAAUGCAUAGCAACUAAUUUUACUCUCCUGUAGACUUAGUGAGGUUCCCUUUACCUAAAGUCAUGGGAUAAAAUCAACUAAAUGCAUGUGAACUGAUAGUACAGUCAUAAAUGAGGGCUGUUGGUGCCAGAUGUGUUUUAUUUACAAACUAAUGAACAUUGAGGUUUUGUUCAAGGAGGAAGAAAAAAGAAGGAGAAAAAAAAAAUUGUGGAAGCAAUUCAUGUGACUGUAUUUUUAAAAUUCUUGUGGUAAAUAACCUGUAUUUGCCUGCAUUUACCAUAAGUGUAAUCAUUAUAUUCUGGGAACAAAAAUCCAAAAGGCUUUGCAAAAACUUAAUUAUACAGUCCCGUUUCAAGGCAAAAGAUACUCUACUGUAGAAACAUGCCCUUCCCAAUUCCUAAUUUUCAGAAGUCUCCAUAGGACACACAGGAUGGUGUGAUGGCAAAACACGGAAGAUUGUACGAUUGCGAACAUAAACGCUUUUUACUUUGUCCACAAAACCGACCCUGCCUGACAACUUAGGAAACACACCUUUAAAACUGUUAAGGGACUUUAAAAUAAAGACUACCUCUGUUUUGAAAUGUU